This is a messenger RNA of Miniopterus natalensis, 917 nucleotides long. It is a transcript of the gene IYD, whose product is annotated as iodotyrosine deiodinase. Gene Ontology annotation, biological process: thyroid hormone metabolic process. The record is from RefSeq and is a predicted model, not a curated record. Gene Ontology annotation, cellular component: plasma membrane. Gene Ontology annotation, molecular function: oxidoreductase activity. Lineage: Eukaryota; Metazoa; Chordata; Mammalia; Chiroptera; Miniopteridae.
AUGUUUCCCCUGACUCCAGUCUUGAUAGCAGUUGUCUGCAUUUUGAUUGUGUGGAUCUUUAAAAAUGCUGAUGGAAACAUCGAGAGAAGGAAAGGGGAGGCGAGAGCCAAGUCGGAGGCUCGACCCUGGGUGGAUGAAGACUUAAAGGACAGCACUGACCUCCACCAGGUGGAAGAAGACGCUGAUGAGUGGCAGGAGUCAGAGGAAACCGUUGAGCACGUCCCAUUCUCCCACACCCGGUACCCUGAGAAGGAAAUGGUCACGCGAUCCCAGGAAUUUUAUGAGCUGCUCAAUAAGAGGCGCUCUGUGCGAUUCAUAAGUAAUGAGCAAGUCCCAAUGGAAGUCAUUGACAAUGUCAUCAAAACAGCAGGAACGGCCCCGAGCGGGGCGCACACGGAGCCCUGGACCUUCGUGGUCGUGAGGGACCCCGGCAUGAAGCAUAAGGUCCGGGAGGUCAUCGAAGAGGAGGAGGAGGUCAAUUACCUGAAGAGGAUGGGCCAGCGAUGGGUCACAGACCUGAAGAAACUGAGAACGAAUUGGAUUAAAGAGUACUUGGACACUGCUCCUGUUUUAAUUCUCAUUUUCAAACAAGUGCAUGGUUUUACUGCCAAUGGCAAGAGAAAGAUCCACUACUACAAUGAGAUCAGUGUCUCCAUCGCCUGUGGCAUCCUCCUCGCUGCCCUGCAGAACGCGGGACUGGUGACUGUCACCACCACUCCUCUCAACUGUGGCCCCCGUCUGAGGGUGCUCCUGAGCCGCCCCGCAAAUGAAAAGCUGCUGAUGUUGCUCCCCGUGGGAUACCCCAGCAAAGAGGCCACAGUGCCCGACCUAAAACGGAAGCCUCUGGAUCAGAUCAUGGUGACUGUGUAGGCAGGAGGCCAGCAGGGAGCUGCUGGAAGGUGAUGGCCUUGCUCCCC